Molecule: messenger RNA, 2114 nt
Organism: Lolium rigidum
Lineage: Eukaryota; Viridiplantae; Streptophyta; Magnoliopsida; Poales; Poaceae
Product: protein LNK2-like
Exons: 9
Coding region: 193-1896 (567 amino acids)
Biological process (GO): regulation of DNA-templated transcription; circadian rhythm
Source: RefSeq, a predicted model, not a curated record
UCUGGACUCUACUCCUCUCGUCUGGGUGGGUGGAAAGAGAGCGCGAGAGGGACAGGGGAAGAGGCGCGGCGUCGGCGAAUUUGAGGAUUUAAUUCCUCUCCCCUGUUCGUGGCAUAUGCGACCGCUGGGAUCCGAGAGGAAGCGCGAAUCGUGCUCUCUUUCGGGUGCAAACGCCGCCACCUGAACAGGAGGAUGCUUGACUGGAACGACGAGGACCGGCAGCAGGCAGGAGACAAAAUAUGGGCUGAACUCAAUGGGAAUGAAGACCCUGCGCCCCCCAAUGAUACUAAGAAUGAUGGUACAUUAGUUUUUGCUGGAUACCAGAAGAAGAAUGAUAACGAAGCAGCUACAGUUCCAGUCCUUACUGAACCUACUUCAGAUGGUCCAACUGAACAUCCGGCUUUACAAAAGCAACCUACACCACUUGACAUGGAAUCCUGGCCUGACCUGCCUUCUUUGACCACUACACUUGAUAGGAACGAUUAUAUAGCAUCGACAUAUUUGGAUUUCAGUUCUGCACCUGCUGUGCAGAAAGUCGCAGGAAUCUCAUCAGUGCAGCUGAAUGGUGAGCCUGAAGUUUUUGGCAGUGAGCAUGACGAGAAGAGUAACAGCUUUCUUGAUUGUAACUGGGGUAAUAUUGGAGAUUUUGAUGAUUUUGACCGCUUAUUUAGCAACAGCGAAGCCUUAUUUCGUGAUGAGGUGGUUGUCAAUGGCAGUAAUUUUCUCUCCACGUCUUCAGCUGUGGUUAAUGGUACUGCACAAUCAAUCCCGUCUCUGCGUGCAUCGUUUAGUAAGCAACCAUCUUCUGAUAGUGGAUCUUCUUCACUUCUUAUUAAUGAUACUCUCAAUGGGGUAGCCAAACAAGAAAACGAGGGAGAUGUGCAGAAAAGGCCAACUAAAUCACGGAGAAAACCAGAAGAAAGAAGCAAAAGUAAAACAUCCAACACUACCAGUGGCUUUUCCCAAGAACACACAAUAGACAGUUUGCAUUCAUUGUCCAAGCCUCCUGCACAGCAUGUUCAAACUCUUCAAUAUACACUGCUCCACGAUAGCAAGUACAUGGAGAGAUUUCAGCAUGCUAAUCAGUUUAAAUUUCCUGGCUAUGGAUAUCCUGCAUGGCCAUUUCCUAGCAUUCCGUUGGUGUCAAAUAUUCAGGCUGAAGGCCAUCAGGCAAAUCCAGUGGCUGCAAGUUGCCGAACUUCAGUAGAUUCCCCAAAGCAGUCAAGUUCAACAGAAAAACCACUGAUGAUGACACCCCAAGAAAAGAUUGAAAAGCUUAGGCGCCGGCAACAACGGCAAGCCCUGAUAGCUAUUCAACAACAGAAGCAACAAUUUGGUCAAGAGGGUUCUGGCAGCAGCACCUUGGUAGCUCAAGCAUACUCUCCAAGGAAAAAGAAUCCAGAUUACAGUUCAGGUAUCAUAGACGAAAAUGCACCACAGCAGACUUCAGCUGGCCAUGAAGAGAUUCAGAGGGAAUCUGGAAUCCCUGAUGAUCCCUUUCUGGAGGAAAAAAUAUAUUAUGAGCUUAAAGAUGCACUUGGGAAGUUGGAUACCAGCACUCGGCUCAGCAUUCGAGACAGUUUGCUUCGUUUGGCUAAUAGUUCCUCGCAGAGACAAAUUGCUGGUUACAGAACUAUCAGUGACAACUCAAAGAGAGGAGAAGAUGAUAUUACAGAAAAUGGCGCAUCUAAUAAGAGAAAAAGAUCUCCGUUGAAGGAAGCAGAAACAGACACAAAUCCAAUCGAUCGAAUUGUGGCCCAUUUGCUGUUUCAUAGACCAUGUUCAAAGUUUGCAACAUCUGCAAAGGAAGAAACCUUACUUUUGACUCCAGUGUCACUUGAAGCUGACCCGAAGAUGCCUAGAAACACUCCUCUGGUACCAUCAGCAGGUCAAUAGAAUACGCUGGCAAUGGCAAUGCAACCUUCAGCGGUAAUGUAAGAUGUGUUAAGAUUUGAGUUCACUCAAAUGACAGUAAAAUAGGUAUUCUGUAUUUGCAUUUUUUAUACGCCCUUGAUAGCUGAUCUUCUUAGUGUACGUGGUGUAACAUCAAGACACUUUUCAAAAUCUGAUUGGUAGCUCUAUAAAUGACGAUCAGUGUCCUGCUGGUCUUCUGC